AUGGCUGCACAAACUACGGUCUGGCCGACUGCUCAGACAACCAAUGUCCAGAACCCUCGGCUCAAGCUCCUUGAAGGCCUCCGGGCCGGGAGGUACCCGCUCAUGACAUUCAUGGCCAUUCCUUCGGUGCGCCAGGCCCAGAUAGUAUCCCUUUGUGGAUUUGAUGGCGUCAUCAUCGACUGCGAGCAUGGUCACAUUGGCGACGAGGCCAUGCACAACUCGGUCUCGGCCAUCGCGGCCCUAGGAGUGUCACCUAUCAUCCGUAUCCGCGGGCCAGCACACGACAUAAUCAAGAGGGCCCUGGACACGGGGGCCCACGGAAUCAUGGUACCCCAGAUCAACAACGCCGAGGAGGCCAGCCAGAUUGUUGCCUCGUCCAAGUUCCCACCACAGGGCGUGCGAGGCCAAGGGUCAGCCUUCCCGGCCAUCGGCCACGGCCUGACGACGCCGCAGUACAUGAAGACGGCCAAUGAGACCAUCAUCACCAUGGUCCAGAUCGAGACGCGGGCGGGCGUUGAGAACGUCGACGCCAUCGCCGCCGUCCCUGGCGUGGACCUGGUCUUCAUCGGCCCCAACGACCUCGCCCAGGCCCUGCUCGGCUACACGCCUGCGCGUGGCGACGAGCCAGAGUUCGUCGCUGCAAUCGAAAAGAUUGUGGCGGCCGCGCGGAAGCACGGCAAGUGGGCCGGACGCAUGGUCAACAACGGUGCGACAGCCAAGGAGGCGAGGCAAUUGUAUGACACCGUCGCCAUGACGGGCGACACCAAGGCGAUACAAAACUGGUACAUGGCGGAGCUCGAUAUUGCUCGGUCAUGA
Messenger RNA from Diaporthe batatas, 816 nucleotides. RefSeq lists its product as uncharacterized. Gene Ontology annotation, molecular function: aldehyde-lyase activity. The transcript has a single exon. Lineage: Eukaryota; Fungi; Ascomycota; Sordariomycetes; Diaporthales; Diaporthaceae. Gene Ontology annotation, cellular component: cytoplasm. The record is from RefSeq and is a predicted model, not a curated record. Bases 1 to 816 code for a protein of 271 amino acids.